Adineta steineri is the source of this 1941-nucleotide messenger RNA. Lineage: Eukaryota; Metazoa; Rotifera; Eurotatoria; Adinetida; Adinetidae. The record is from the annotation of a GenBank genome assembly.
AUGACAACAACAGGAAAAAGACGACGUUAUCCAACAGCUGAUUCAAUUAAUGAAUUUGAUGAUGAUAAUGAAGAAGUUUUAAAUUCAAAUUCUGAAUUAACUAAUAAACGACGUGGAUCAGCCACGGCGGAUUUAACAUCACAUCGUUUGAUUGUUAGUGAACGACAACAAUUAGCUGUACUUAAACAAUUAACAGCUGGUGAUGAAUCAAAUUCUGGUUCUGUAUCAUCGUGUUCGGGAGGUACACAACAACAACGUCCAACAAAGAUUCAUCGACGUAAUGAACAUGGUGAAACAAUUCUUCAUACAUCUGCAAGAAAAGGAGAUUUGAAACAAUUAAAGAAAGCAUUGAAGGACAAUGCAAAUGUUAAUGAAGAAGAUAAUGCUGGAUGGACGCCAUUACAUGAAGCUGUCACUAAAAAUCAAUUUAAAGCUGCUCGUCUUCUUUUAAAAUCGGGUGCUAAUGCAAAUGCACCUGGUCCUGAAAGACAAACUCCAUUGGUCGAUGCUGUUCUUAAUAAUAAUACUAAAAUGGUUGAAUUAUUAUUAAAUUAUUCCGCUGAUACAUCAGUUGUUGAUUUUAGUCGUUUAAAUGAACCGAUGAUCAAAGUAUUAAAACGUGAAAUAACAACAUUGGAUGUAUCUGAUAAUGAAAAUGAUGAAGAUUCAUUAAGUCCAUCAUCACCAAUGACAAGUAUCGAUGAUUCGGAACAUGAAGAAGAAAAGAUCGAUAAGAAUCUUGUACAAUCUUCAUCAUCAUCAUAUAUUUCAAAAAAACCAUUUCAUCAUUUUCAUGAAUAUUCAUCGGAUUCAAUAGCAAAUAAUAAAACUUAUACAGUAUUUAAUGAUUUAUCAAGAAAAAAUCCAUAUGAUUUUGAAAGUGAUGAUGAUGAUGUUAAUGAUGAUAAUGAUGAUGAUGAUGAAAGAGUUGAAAAUUCAAAACAACGAACAACUAGUGGUACCUCAAAUGACAGUAAUGAUAUUAAAAAUUCAAUUCAUUCAUUCAAAGAACAGUUACCAUUUAAUAAUGAAAAUAUCCACCGGGUACCACCAUUAAAAAUUGUUUUAGCUCGAACUAUUUCACACAAAAAUACCGAUACUGAAAGCAAUAAUUCAUCAACUAUGGAUGAUAAUUCCUUAAUGGAAACAUUAUCACUACCAAUAAUAGAACAAAAUGAAAAGUUCUUAUCGACAGUCAUAACAUCUAGUGACUUCAACAAUAAGGUCAUGACCCUUGGAAAAAAACAAGAUGAAAACAUUCUUUUAUCGAGUGAUGAAAAGAGUUCAAUAGUAUCAAACAUUAAUGAAUUACAGAAGCAAUCAACUCAUAUGAUUAUUUCAACAUUACUUAAUGAUAUAAUAACACAAAUAGAUCCAACUACUAGUAUUCCAUUAACAUUACUCAAAACAAAUGAAAUCAUACAAAAAGAAAAACAGAAUGAAUUAAAAAUAACAACACGUACGUUACGUUCACAUGCAAAAGGAAAAUUAAAUACAUUAAUAUCAAAUCAAUGUUCGAAUGAUUAUCGACGUGUAUCAAAUCGACGACGUAUUUUAGAUAAAAGUAUAAAUGAAAGAUUUCAACGAAAAAAAACACUAUCGGAACCUUCACAAUAUAGUGAAACAUCAAGUAAUUUCGAUGAUCAAACAAGUGAAAAUCUACAUGGUAAAACUGAAUCUAUGGAUGAUACAAAUACUACAAGUAAUGAUGGAAUUAACUCAAUAGUACAUAACCAUUCAGAUAUGGAUUUAUUAGCAACAGAUAAACGUCGAUUACGUGAAAAAAAUACUGGAUUAUUAAAUUCUACAGAUGGAUCUAAUACAAUAAAUUCUUCUUCAGCAGAAGAAAAUGUUUCAAUAGAAACAAUAACACGUGAUAUACCAGUAAAUGGUAUCAAACAAUUUCUUGAAAUUCGUCAACAGGUUCGAAAAUUGAAAUAA